AUGCUCAUCUGCUAUGCAAUAGUGUCUUAUGUUGUCGGUCUCCUCGUAUUCAUGCUACAACCUCUGUGGCAGACACAGUGGGACAAUGGAGACAAGUGUUUUAGUUUCGUUAUCUGCAAUGAGGGCUACACCGUUGAUCGCUACAUUCACAGACGGAAUGAACGGUAUAACGUCCAGCCCUGGGACUAUGCACGCAUCCCCGAAGUCUUUGGUGCUAACGAGAAAUAUGAAGGGUACCCGCAUCAGAAUGAGAAAUGA
Messenger RNA from Penicillium cataractarum, 258 nucleotides. RefSeq lists its product as uncharacterized. The record is from RefSeq and is a predicted model, not a curated record. Lineage: Eukaryota; Fungi; Ascomycota; Eurotiomycetes; Eurotiales; Aspergillaceae. The coding region runs from base 1 to 258 and encodes 85 amino acids. The transcript has 2 exons.